This is a messenger RNA of Daphnia carinata, 394 nucleotides long. Its product is annotated as histone H2A. Gene Ontology annotation, molecular function: protein heterodimerization activity; structural constituent of chromatin; DNA binding. Bases 6 to 386 code for a protein of 126 amino acids. Gene Ontology annotation, cellular component: nucleosome. Lineage: Eukaryota; Metazoa; Arthropoda; Branchiopoda; Diplostraca; Daphniidae. The record is from RefSeq and is a predicted model, not a curated record. The transcript has a single exon.
UUAUCAUGUCUGGUCGCGGUAAAGGUGGUAAAGUCAAGGGAAAGUCAAAGACCCGUUCGAGCAGGGCCGGACUCCAGUUCCCCGUCGGUCGUAUCCAUCGUAUGCUCCGUAAAGGAUCGUACGCUGAGCGUGUCGGUGCCGGUGCCCCCGUGUACUUGGCCGCCGUCAUGGAGUACUUGGCCGCUGAAGUCCUCGAGUUGGCCGGUAACGCCGCUCGUGACAACAAGAAGACCCGUAUCAUCCCCCGUCACUUGCAGUUGGCCAUCCGUAACGACGAAGAGUUGAACAAACUUCUCUCCGGAGUUACCAUCGCUCAAGGAGGUGUCUUGCCCAAUAUCCAGGCUGUUCUCUUACCCAAGAAAACCGAUAAGCCCGCCAAGGCUUAAAAUUCUUU